Schizophyllum commune H4-8 is the source of this 237-nucleotide messenger RNA. RefSeq lists its product as uncharacterized. The record is from RefSeq and is a predicted model, not a curated record. Gene Ontology annotation, biological process: DNA repair; telomere maintenance. Lineage: Eukaryota; Fungi; Basidiomycota; Agaricomycetes; Agaricales; Schizophyllaceae. The annotation marks the transcript as partial. Gene Ontology annotation, molecular function: DNA helicase activity. The transcript has a single exon.
CUUCGUCCUGACCAACGUCGCGCAUACGACCUCUUCCGUUGGCAUUUGGAGGAGACGCUCGGAAACAAAUCACCACCUCCGAUGCGCAUGCUGCUGUACGGAGAGGGGGGAACGGGCAAGUCGCGCGUAGUGCAGACGAUCACUGAGCUCUUCCGCGCAAAGGGCGUACCGCACCUCAUCCUCAAGGGAGCAUAUACGGGCAUCGCGGCGUCUCUCAUUGAUGGAAAAACGCUGCAU